GACGUCCCAUAAUGGCGGCCGGCCGAGCCCGCCAGAAGGAGAAGCGGCGGCCCUGAGACGCCGGGACCUUGAAGAUGGUGAGCAGCCAGCCGAAGUACGACCUAAUCCGGGAGGUGGGCCGAGGAAGCUACGGCGUGGUGUAUGAGGCGGUCGUCAGAAAGACCUCCGCCCGGGUGGCCGUGAAGAAAAUCCGCUGCCACGCGCCGGAGAACGUCGAGCUGGCGCUGCGCGAAUUCUGGGCGCUGAGCAGCAUCAAGAGCCAGCACCCCAACGUCAUCCACCUGGAGGAAUGUAUCCUGCAGAAAGACGGGAUGGUGCAGAGGAUGUCUCACGGCUCCAGUUCGUCCCUCUACUUACAGCUCGUAGAGACGUCGCUCAAAGGAGAGAUCGCCUUCGACCCCAGGAGCGCCUACUACUUGUGGUUCGUGAUGGACUUCUGUGACGGAGGGGACAUGAACGAGUUUCUGCUGUCGCGGAAACCCAACCGCAAAACCAACACCAGCUUCAUGCUGCAGCUGAGCAGCGCCCUGGCCUUCCUGCACAGGAACCAGAUCAUCCACCGCGACCUGAAGCCGGACAACAUCCUCAUCUCCCAGAGCCGGGCGGACUCCGGCGACUCGGAGCCGACGCUCAAGGUGGCCGACUUCGGGCUGAGCAAGGUCUGCUCCUCCGCCUCCGGGCAGAACCCGGAGGAGCCGGUCAGCGUGAACAAGUGCUUCCUGUCGACGGCCUGCGGCACGGACUUCUACAUGGCCCCCGAGGUGUGGGAGGGUCACUACACGGCCAAAGCGGACAUCUUCGCCCUGGGGAUCAUCAUCUGGGCCAUGGUGGAGAGGAUCACGUUCGUGGACACCGAGACCAAGAAGGAGCUCCUGGGCAGCUACGUGCGGCAGGGGGGCGAGAUCGUCCCCGUCGGGGAGGCCCUCCUGGAGAACCCCAAGAUGGAGCUGCUCAUCCCCGUCAAGAAGAAAUCGAUGAACGCCCAGAUGAGGCAGCUGAUCAAAGAGAUGCUGGCCGCCAACCCCCAGGACCGGCCGGACGCCUUCGAGCUGGAGCUCCGCCUGGUCCAGAUCGCCUUCAGAGAGAGCGGCUGGGACACGUGACGGCCGGGUCGCGUGACGGUGGAGCUCCCCCGGCCCGGGCCGCUCCGGUCGUGUGUCGUCGGACUCCCCGGCCGGCCGGCCGGCCCCCGUUGAACGGGGCUGACGAGAGGGGUGAGGCCAACCUCCGCCUCCGGAGGGUCGAGUCGGCCCGGCGGCGGGGGGGUCGUUCUCUCUUCCGGUUUUGCUUCCUGAGCUCGUGGCGGACGGUCCACCUGUACAGCUUGGCCGUUCUGGCUUCCGGGACGUCGGCGAGGGAAUCCCCUCCGAAGCGUUCCGCCUGAGGUGUGUAAAUAGAAACCACUCCCGGGAGGCCACCCGAGGAGAGACGGGAGAGCUCCCCCCGCUUCCUGGGAACCCAGCCCGAAGGAUCUUCCUCAUUCCGCCUCCCCGUCCGCUCCCCCCGUGGAAGAGAGGCGCGCGCCGGCCGUGCGGAACGCGGGUCUCCGGGAGACGACAGACCCGCCUGUACAUAUCUGUGGAUAGGUCAGCCCGGGGACGCGGGCCUUGCGCGUUCCCCGGGAAGGAAAUGCCGCUUCUGUUGAAGUCGUUUGCCGCGGUGCCGUGGGGAGGCGUUUGGGAUUGGCCGGUGAAGUCGGGACGGCCCGCCCGCCGUCCGCUAAGUGAAAUCAUCCUGAGUUUUUCUUUUAGAGGCCCGAAGGAUUUUGGAGGGGCCGAAAGGUCCACAUCCCCGGACACAAGUGAACAAGAAAGAGCCGCGAGGUCUCCGGGAGAGUGAGGGAGUUGAAUUUCAGAAUCUGGCGUCCGGGGGAUGAGGGAGGACGGGAGGGGCGCAGAGGGCAGGUAGGAGGCCGGCGAGCUGUUAAUCAUUCAGCCUGACUCUCUUUUGGGCGACCAGGCGCUUAUUUAGACAAUUAGACCCAGAGCCCACCUUCACCGGCGGGCCAGUGAAACCGGAUUGCUGGAAAGCGGUGCCUCCGGGGGAAGCGGAACCCCGAAACGGCCCCGCUCCCUCUCGCCUCCCCCUCCCCGCCCCUUUUCCGUGGUCCCAUCUCUCGUUCCCCCGUCGGGUCUCCCCUUUUCCCACCGGCAGCCGCCGCUCUUGGUGGAACCGGCGAUCGAGGCUUCCCGCCGCCUCCGUCAAGGAGCCCCUUCCCCUAGCCGGGGGCAGCGGGACCCAUCGCUCGAGCGGCAAGCAGCCGACCCCAGCCCGCCGUCCGGUCGACCGACAACGUCGUAAGGGAGCGACUGUUGGGAUCUGGGGGUCACUUUCAUUUUAACUCCGGAAGGAACGGGGUUGGCUCGACGCUAGGCGACUCGCAUCUGUUGAAGGGGAGCCAUCCCAGAGCACACUACUAGUCUUAGGACGGGCCCGGGGGCCUGUCGAUCGUUGUCAGUCUUCGGAAGGCAUCGCCGUCCUCGGAUAAGGAGGUCGUAAAGGGGUUUGUCGGAAGGUGAAAGUGGACUUUAGUUUUGUCUCGUUUUCCCCAUCCUUUCUCAACUUCCAGAAGUUCUUAAGGACUUCCUCCCCAACCACCCAUUUACCCGAAGUGGGCUCUGGCCUUGUGGUUGGAGCAGGGCCCAGGAGCAGACACCAUGGAGCUUUCAGGCAUUUAAGCGCUUCCUUUGUGCAGCGCACUGUACUAAGCACUGGGGCAGAGAAUAUAAGCAGUUCGGACACA
Messenger RNA from Tachyglossus aculeatus (Australian echidna), 2743 nucleotides. It is a transcript of the gene PDIK1L, whose product is annotated as PDLIM1 interacting kinase 1 like. Gene Ontology annotation, biological process: protein phosphorylation. Bases 75 to 1103 code for a protein of 342 amino acids. The record is from RefSeq and is a predicted model, not a curated record. Lineage: Eukaryota; Metazoa; Chordata; Mammalia; Monotremata; Tachyglossidae. The transcript is spliced from 3 exons. Gene Ontology annotation, molecular function: protein kinase activity; ATP binding.